AUGGCCACCGCCAACUUCCGCAAGAUCAACAUCGACCAGUACGACGAGGAGACAGUCCUCGCCGAAUCGCUGUACCUCCCCGACCCGCGCGGCCCUGCCCAAGCCCUCGCCGACGCCCAGACCAAGGACCGCACAGUGCGCUCCCUCUUGCAGCGCGGCGACGUCCAGCAGGCCCUCAAGGAGGUGACGCGCGAUGGCGAGUGGCCCUACGGCGACGACAACGAGCCGAGCACCCGCCAGGCAAAGGCCACCGCACUCGACACGGUCGUCGCCAUCCUCAACUCGACCCGCUCGACCGACAUCCCCGCCCUCGUGCAGGCUCUCGAGCCGGCAGAACAGGUGACGCUCAUGAAGUACCUGUACAAGGCGAUGGAGAACCUGGGCGACACGAGCGGCAACGUCGUCCUCGGCUGGCACGAAAAGCUCACCGAGGUGGCCGGCAUCGGGUGCAUCGUGCGCGUCAUGUCGGACAGGCGGCGAGUCUGA
Molecule: messenger RNA, 486 nt
Organism: Rhodotorula graminis WP1
Lineage: Eukaryota; Fungi; Basidiomycota; Microbotryomycetes; Sporidiobolales; Sporidiobolaceae
Exons: 4
Coding region: 1-486 (161 amino acids)
Biological process (GO): regulation of actin filament polymerization; Arp2/3 complex-mediated actin nucleation
Cellular component (GO): cytoplasm; Arp2/3 protein complex; actin cytoskeleton
Molecular function (GO): actin filament binding
Source: RefSeq, a predicted model, not a curated record